Messenger RNA from Cynara cardunculus var. scolymus (artichoke), 879 nucleotides. RefSeq lists its product as uncharacterized. The transcript has 2 exons. NCBI's taxonomy places the organism in Eukaryota, Viridiplantae, Streptophyta, Magnoliopsida, Asterales, Asteraceae. The record is from RefSeq and is a predicted model, not a curated record. Bases 1 to 879 code for a protein of 292 amino acids.
AUGAGAAACAUAUUAGGAAUUCUUUUGAAUAAAGUGAAAGGUGCUAAAUUAUUCGAAGGCAUUCGUACAGUAAAUGGAGAUAUAUUUCCUACUUUUAGAUGUGCAUGUUAUGCUCUUGGGCUUUUAGAUGAUGACAAGGAAUAUGUUGAUGCCAUUGAAGAAGCAAGUUUAUCCGGAUCUGGUUUUUAUCUACGUUUCUUAUUUGCAACCAUGCUGAUUUCAAAUAGUCUAUCUAGACCUGAGUUUGUUUGGCAAAAAACUUGGCAAUACUUGGCAAAUGACAUUCUUUACAAUCAACGAAUUGCACUAAAAUCUCCAGCUUCUGAAGUUGAACAAACAAGGGAUUUUGCAAACUGGAUUUUGGAUUUAGGAGAAGGCAAGGUUGGUAGUGUGAAUGAUGGUGAGGCAGUUGUUGAUAUACCUCAUGAUCUUCUCAUUACCAAUUCAACGAAUCCUAUAUUUUCAUUAACUAAAUAUGUCUAUCCUUCAAUUCUUGUAAAUAUCAAUAAUUCAUCUUAUUUUCAGGAAAAAGCAAUUCUAGCACCAAAACAUGAAGUCGUUCAAGAAAUAAAUGAUCGUUUGCUAUCAUUGUUCCCAGGAGACGAAAAGGAGUGCCUAAGUUCAGAUAGCCUUUGUGAAUCAGAGCAACUUCACGACCAGUUUCGUAAAACUUUGUACUCACCGGGUGUCUUAAAUGGUCUUAAAUUAUCAGGCUUGUCAAACCAUAAGAUAUUACUAAAAAUUGGUGUUCCAAUUAUGUUACUAAAAAAUAUUGAUCAUAAAUCUAGAUUAAGUAAUGGAACUAGACUACGGGUGUUAUCUUUGGGAAAUCGGGUUAUAGAAGCAGAGAUCAUAUCUAGAAGCAAUAUUGGAAGCUAG